This is a messenger RNA of Monoraphidium neglectum, 420 nucleotides long. RefSeq lists its product as hypothetical. The transcript has a single exon. The annotation marks the transcript as partial. The record is from RefSeq and is a predicted model, not a curated record. Lineage: Eukaryota; Viridiplantae; Chlorophyta; Chlorophyceae; Sphaeropleales; Selenastraceae.
AUGGGCGAUACGUUGGCAAAGGAGCAGCGACCCGUGCACCCGCGCAACCCCCGCAGCCCGCUGCGGCCCCGCGACCCCUGCCUCUCAUCCCCCUCCCAACCCAAGAAGGGCGGCCCCUCCGCAGCCGUGGGCGCGGGGGCAUCGGCUGCUGCGGCUGCGGCAGCUUCCUACCAGCUCUCUUCCAUCCGGUCCGGCCACGCGUCGGACCAGGGGCGCCGCCCCCACAUGGAGGAUGCAGCAGUGGCGAUCGAUGAUAUCGCUGCCUCCGCCGCCGCGCGCCCCGCCGCGCCGUGCUGGGGCGGUGCCGCGGGCGGCUGCCGGCCCGCGGCGCGGUGCGGCGCAUGCGGCGGCGGCGCCGGCGGCGCGGCGCCGGAUUGGCUGGGCGGCGAGGGGCUGCCUGCCGUCGCUGCCUUUUACGCG